GAAGCGUUGUUGACAUCCGCAGAAACUGCAGCUCAGGCUUGAGAGUGGAGCUGUCCCACAGGCGCGAUGACAGAAGUGGAGGAGACCCUCAAGAGAAUCCAGAGCCACAAAGGGGUCAUCGGAACGAUGGUGGUCAAUGCAGAAGGCAUUCCAAUCCGAACAACCCUGGACAACUCCACAACAGUUCAGUAUGCGGGUCUUCUCCACCAGCUGACCAUGAAGGCCAAGAGUACAGUCAGGGACAUUGACCCCCAGAACGACCUGACUUUUCUUAGGAUCAGAUCGAAGAAACACGAAAUCAUGGUAGCCCCAGAUAAGGAAUAUCUUCUGAUUGUCAUUCAGAACCCAUGUGAGUAGACCUGCUGUGGCCAACCCUGUCCUCGUGACGAUACCUGGAAAGCCUUCCCUCCUCUAAUCCAUAAUAUUGUACCCUGAUUGAGUCCAGAGAUAUGCUCUCCUGUUCUGACAAUGAAACUGCUCUACACGUUUCCCUAAGUCCCUUUGGACUGUAUUGCAGUCUUGUACUUUUGCUGUCUAAUAAACAAAUUCUGCUAU
Grammomys surdaster is the source of this 555-nucleotide messenger RNA. RefSeq names its product dynein light chain roadblock-type 2 (gene Dynlrb2). Gene Ontology annotation, biological process: microtubule-based movement. The coding region runs from base 67 to 357 and encodes 96 amino acids. NCBI's taxonomy places the organism in Eukaryota, Metazoa, Chordata, Mammalia, Rodentia, Muridae. The transcript has 4 exons. The record is from RefSeq and is a predicted model, not a curated record. Gene Ontology annotation, cellular component: centrosome; cytoplasm; cytoplasmic dynein complex. Gene Ontology annotation, molecular function: dynein intermediate chain binding.